Messenger RNA from Opisthorchis viverrini, 1470 nucleotides. RefSeq lists its product as hypothetical. Gene Ontology annotation, cellular component: chromosome; cytoplasm. Gene Ontology annotation, biological process: double-strand break repair via homologous recombination. Gene Ontology annotation, molecular function: four-way junction helicase activity; 3'-5' DNA helicase activity; nucleic acid binding. The annotation marks the transcript as partial. The transcript has 5 exons. The record is from RefSeq and is a predicted model, not a curated record. NCBI's taxonomy places the organism in Eukaryota, Metazoa, Platyhelminthes, Trematoda, Opisthorchiida, Opisthorchiidae.
GACUCCAGUGUUUGUGGAUCACAAGACGAACCUGACCUACAACUCCCUUGUUUUCUAGACCUGCAGAAGGAAUUGGAUUCGAUCAAAUGUGAUCUGGAUACGGUAACCAGAAAAAUAAGGGUCCUUGAUAAGGAACGCCAAGCACUUCAGAAGAGAUACUCUGAGACGGAAACUAAACUGAGGACUGCGCAGGUCCGCGAGCUAUCCAGUGGUUCGAAUUCCUCUCCGUAUGACAGAGCAGAUGGAUUUCCAUGGUCCUUGGAAGUGUUGCGAGUGCAACGGGAGUUGUUCCACCUCAGCGCUUUCCGACCACUUCAACUGAGGGCCAUCAACGCCACAUUGGAUGGAAAAGAUGUCAUUUUGGUCAUGCCGACUGGUGCUGGAAAGAGUCUCGUCUACCAACUCCCUGCCCUGCUAGACCACUCGCGAUUUCGUCCGGAUCAGAAGACAAACCCCGUGACCCUAGUUAUCAGCCCACUGGUAUCGCUAAUGACCGAUCAGACCAUGAAUUUAAUCCGAUCUGGAAUUCCCGAAGGAAUGGUCAAGGCGUUCGAUGCAAAUACACCAUUGACGGAGCAGAAAGAGAUUUUGGACUCGCUCGUUGGAAAGUAUGUCAUUGUUGCGACUGUCGCUUUUGGAAUGGGCAUUGAUAAACCGGACGUCCGUUUUGUCCUGCAUUUCUCCGCAAGUAAAAGCUUGGAAAACUAUUAUCAGGAAUCUGGACGUGCUGGUCGUGACUCUGAGGCGGCCGAAUGUGUAGUUUUGUGGCGGUUUUCCGACUUCUUUCGACUAGCCAGUAUGGUCUCGUCAGAACGCACUGGCCUUUCGAAACUCCUGCAGAUAGUGGCCUACUGUUUGGAUCCAGUCACUUGUCGCCGUCUAUUAAUAUCCAAGCACUUGGACGAUCCAACAUGGUCACCAAGCGAUUGUGCGGAAUCUUGUGACAAUUGCAGACGCGCAAACUCCAAGGACAAAGGUUCAGUCCUUUCGCUAAACCUGACACAACUGAUUUCGGAAAUCAAAGCGCUGCUUUCGGAACAUAUGUCGCGGAAACAGGAGCGCAUAACUGGUCCAAAAUUGGUUGAGCUCAUGAGUGCUAACUCUGAAAUCCAGAGGCUAACUCGAGCGAUGCUCAAAAUAGAUGAAAAAACGGACCGUAUGUUCUUGGAACAUGUGAUCGCAUGGUGUUUAGUCAAUCAGCUCCUCAAAAUGGAAUUUCAUUUCACUCCGUAUUCGACUGUGUGCUAUGUCGUGCCGGGAAAGGAAGACAUCAAUGACGCGGUCAUGUCGUAUGCUGUCCGUAACCACGAGCCAAACUCGCGAACACAAGUGGAUGCGGAGAAACAGCCAUUGGUCAAGCGCCAACGGUUAACGAAUCAUUCCAUGAUGGACAUUAAAUCAGAUAUGAAUGACAUUGUCAAGUAGUUGUAAAAAUUGUAAAUAAACCCAAUGAAUUGCCGUCAAAACCCG